ACCUUCCUUCCCUCCCUUCCCUGUUCCCUCCCACUCAUCUCUCUCGCAGCCUUCUGUUUGUAACCUGAGGAAGACUCAGAAACGAACUAUCUAAACGAAGCUAUUAGCUAUCCAAUGGCCCUUAUCAAAUCAAAGCUACGGUUACUCCACACUCUCUCAGAGCGCGUGCUCAUAAUCCAGAGUUAUUCAUUUUCUUCAGAAGCCCAACAUCUUCAAGAGGAUGAUGACGAUACAGGCAAUAAUUCCAAAACUGCUCCUACCGCUAAACUAACCUAUGAAGAAACCCUAAUCGCCGAAAAACUACACUCCAUAAUCAAAGACCACCACCGCAAAAACCCAAACCCUAACUACACCGCGCCAAAUCCUAACUACACCAUCCCCAGCCUCUCCCACGACUUCUCCCAGAUCUCCACCGUACAUUCCAUCAGCCCCUCCAUCGUGCGUCGCGUCAUCGAGAGAUGCGGUGGUGUCCGCCAUGGCAUACCCUUUCUCCAGGCCCUAGCGUUCUUCAACUGGGCAACGGCCCACGACGUCCCGGCCCAGCUCACCCCCGAGCACUACAACGAGAUGGUCGAUCUCGCCGGGAAGGUCCGCCAGUUCGACUUGGCCUGGCACGUGAUCGAUUCGAUGAAGGCUCGGAACGUGGAAAUCACCGUCGAGACCUUCUCGAUUCUCGUCCGCCGGUACGUGCGGGCCGGUCUGGCCGCAGAGGCGGUGCACGCGUUUAAUCGCAUGGAAGACUAUGGUUGUAAGCCCGAUAAAAUUGCGUUCUCGAUUGUGAUUGGUAUUUUGUGCAGGAAAAGAAGGGCAAGUGAGGCUCAGUCAUUCUUUGAUAGCUUGAAGGAUAGGUUUGAGCCCGAUGUGGUUGUGUACACGAGCUUGGUUCACGGGUGGUUUCGGGCGGGUAAUACUUCGGAGGCCGAGAGGGUGUUUAGGGAGAUGAAGAUAGCUGGGAUUAAGCCCAAUGUGUACACUUACAGUAUCGUGAUCGACGCGUUGUGUAGGGGCAGGCAAAUCACGCGUGCCCACGACGUGUUUGCGGAAAUGCUCGACUCGGGCUGUGACCCCAAUUCGAUCACUUUUAAUAACCUAAUGCGGGUUCAUGUGAAAGCCGGGCGAACUGAGAAGGUCUUGCAGGUGUAUAAUCAGAUGAAGAGGCUUGGAUGCCCUGGUGACACGAUCACACAUAAUUUUCUUAUAGAGACUCAUUGUCGGGAUGACAAUCUUGAUGAGGCAAUUAAGGUACUUAAUUCGAUGGUUAAGAAAGGGUGUAGUGCGAACGCGUCUACGUUUAAUUUGAUAUUUAGGUGCAUUUUGAAGAUACGGGAUGUGAAUGGUGCUCACCGAAUGUAUGCUAAGAUGAAGGAGCUGAACUGUAGGCCUAACACCGUCACCUACAAUAUAUUGAUGCGGAUGUUUGCUGACUCGAAAUCAACCGAUAUGGUUCUCAAGCUGAAGAAGGAGAUGGAUGAGGAUGAGAUGGAGCCUAAUGUGAAUACGUACCGGGUUUUGAUCUCGAUGUAUUGUGGGAUGGGGCAUUGGAACAAUGCCUACAAGUUUUUCAGGGAGAUGAUUGAAGAGAAAUGCUUAAAACCUAGUUCUCAUGAUUAUGAGAUGGUUCUGCAGCAACUAAGAAAAGCAGGGCAGUUAAAGAAGCACGAGGAGUUAGUGGAGAAGAUGGUGGAGAGGGGAUUUGCUUCCCGCCCUUUGUAGAACUAGCUAUUAAUUUUUUGCACCUAUGAGCCCCAUUAGGUGGUCAUUGAGCUCUCUCGAUUUUUCUUCUUUUUGGUCGCAGAUUAUGAUGUAAUUGUUUUUGCAAUGCUUGUAAUCAUGUUUUUGACAUUGUAUGUGGGACAAUUUUGAUUUCCUUGUA
This is a messenger RNA of Corylus avellana, 1873 nucleotides long. Its product is annotated as Pentatricopeptide repeat (PPR) superfamily protein. NCBI's taxonomy places the organism in Eukaryota, Viridiplantae, Streptophyta, Magnoliopsida, Fagales, Betulaceae. Gene Ontology annotation, molecular function: protein binding. The record is from RefSeq and is a predicted model, not a curated record.